UUGGGCAUGCGCGAGUACCGAAUAUUUUCCAAGUGAUUUUGAAACGGUGAGAUUUUCUCGGAAAGAAAAUACGAGUUUAAAUUAUUUUCCGUGUUAUUUAUCAGUUUUUAUUACAAAAAAUUAAAAAGUGAUUGUGUUUAUGCAAAUUUGUGAUGUUGGAAAGGUCACAUCUUUAGAAGGCAAUGUCUCCGAUGCUUACUUUUCCUUGAAUUACUAAUUUACAGUAUUUUUUACGGCCCUCAUCAUCUAAUCAGAUAAAAAAUAGUUACCCAGUGUACAAACGCAUUCAAAGUAUGCCUUCACCAAAACUAGUGUUUGAAUACAGUGUAGCGUAGUGUCUGAAGUGGCUAAGUGCAAUGAAAGUGUCAUUGUUUCGGACACUUUGUGAUGUGCUAAGUGGCGUUUUGGAUUUGCAAAAGGAGGAAUAAGGAUUAACGAUGGCGCACUACCCGCAACCGGCGACGCUAGAGGACGCGCUGCCGCUUCUCGGCAAGCCGGACCUGCGCAUGCGCCAGCAGCUCGGCGAGCGGCUCGUCGCGCUUGUUCGCCGCGAGGAGAUCACGCACGAGAUUGCCGCGCCCUUGCUCGACUCACUUGUUGCUUGGCUCAACGGUGGUAACUUUAAGGUAGCCCAAAACGGUCUGGAGGUGCUAUGCGCGGUCGCGGAGCGCAUGGGACCCGAGUUCUCGCAUUAUGUGCCCACCGUGUUGCCGCAUAUUAUUGACAGACUAGCGGACACAAAAGAGGGCGUUCGCGUAUCAGCGCGCGCCUGCCUCACAACACUCGGCGAGUGUAGAGCGGCCGCACCGCGCGCUUUACUCGCUCGUCUGACGCCAGCCUUACAGCAUAAAGCGGCGCACGCGAGAGAGGAGGCGUUGAAGUGUAUAGCGGCGCUCUUGCAUACGCACGGCGCCGCAGAACUACAGUUGCGCGCGGCAGUGCCUGCGCUCGCGGCUCUCGUAGCCGAUCCCAACGGUGCCGUGCGGGAUGCCGCUCAGCUACUGCUAGUGGAUGUUUACCGGCAUGUCGGUGAAAGAUUAAGACAAGACUUGAAGAAGAAGGAGCUCGUGCCGGCGCAAAAGUUGACACUAUUGGAACAGAAGUUCGACGAGGCGAGAGAAGCCGGGUUGUUAUUACCCUCAGCAACCGUAGGCACGGAUGAAGCGGACUUCGUGUCGCGAACGAUAAAACGUACCAUGACGAUACCGACCAGUAGAAGCAGGGAUGGCGAUAGUGGGGCCUCCACACCAGCGUGUGAAGUGAAGAAGACGAUCGGCGGAUUGUAUGGCGCGCCGUCGGCUAGUAGGAAACCGCCGCCGACGGCUAAAUUAACAAGUUCCAGUGCGAGCGAAGCGGGCGCGGGCGCGGUAUCGAGCGAAGCGUUCGAAGCGGCGUUCUUGCACGCUCCGCCCGCGGCCGUGUACGGCGCGCGCGGGCUGGACGACCUGUGCCGGCACGCGGCCGCGCUGCUCGGGGACCGCGCCGCCGACUGGGAGCGGCGCGUGGACGCGCUGAAAAAGAUACGUUCGCUAUUAGCGGCGAAUGCGCACACGCAGUACCCGGUCGAGUUUGCGGCGCACUUGAAGGAUCUGUCCGUGCCUUUUCUAGUCGUUAUCAAGGAUCUUAGGAGCCAGGUGGUACGCGAAGCGUGCAUAACAAUAGCCCACAUGGCGAAGGUGCUAAAAAACAAAUUGGAACAAUUCAGUCUCUAUAUAUUGCAAGAGUUAAUAAACUUGAUACAGAACGCCGCUAAGGUUGUUUCCUCAGCGGGCACAGUGUGUGUACGCUACAUAGUGGUGCACGUACACUCACCGCGACUCAUACCCGUGUUAACUACGAACUUGACUACCAAUAAGAGCAAGGAGAUUCGGUCUACAUUGAGUGAGGUGCUAGUGCUAGUGCUAGAAAGGUGGUCGACCACUGCGAUAGACAAGCAGCAGCAAGUUAUACAUGAAGCUAUAAGACGAGCCUGUGUGGAUGCUGAUAGUGUAGCGAGGAAUAAUGGACGGAGAGCGUACUGGGCUUACAAGCGUCACUUCCCGGAUCAAGCGGAGCAACUGUUCGCUAGACUCGAUUCGGCUGCGCAGAAACAGAUAGAACGAGAGCGUCUUGGUAGCGUGGAUAGCUUGCAACAUAUUGGCACUGAAAGGCGAAUGCUGACAAGUCCAAGGAGUCCAUCCGCUAGUGUAUCAGCAUCAACGGAAAACCUUUCGGUGCAUAGAACGAACUCGUUGCGCAGACGCAGAGCGUCCCAAGAGAGACCGCCGAUAUCACAUAUACCUGUUGCUAUGAGAGACCGGUCCCCAGCGGGGGUCAGUGCGAGGUCCGUCAGCGCAGUGGACGCGGCCGCAGCUCAACGUGCUAAAGCGAGGGCCAUGUAUUCGCAUCUCGCUAGAAACAAAGUGGCUGCCGGGACGGCUAGUUUGCAGGGGGAAAUGGCCCAGCAAGCUCGCGCAAAGCGCUCACCCGUGAGUGGUACAGUCGCGCCAAGUCCGGAACGUACUGUGAGUCGGUCGCGAUCGAGGCCCGGAGUGUCGCAGUCGCAACCGACAUCCCGUUCAUCAUCACCAUCAUCCCGUGCGGGUCCUGUUUCCUUAACGGGUGCGAGACGCAGACCGUCCGGGAUCCCGCGGUCUUUGGCUGGCUCCCGGGAGACUAGUCCCACUAGAACUGGUCGCUCGAGCAGUGUGGUGGGGCGUCGUAGGGAAUCUAUGGAGAGAAGCACUAGACCUCCAGCGGCUAGCUUACGAUUGCUGCAGCAGUCUAGAGAUGCCGAACAGACUUUAAGAAGUCCAGAAGACAAUUCGACAUGCGAAGGCAGAAGGGACGACGAUUCAGAGGCUUCGAGCGUUUGCUCUGAAAGGAGUCUUGAUUCGUACAGACGGCAUGAUAGUAUAUCGUGGUCGUCGUCCGGUCGUCUCGGGUGGGAGGGCUCGCCCCCCCCGCCCCCACCACCCGACGACAUUAUAGCGCUGUGUGCGUGCACGCAUUGGACUGAGAGGAAGGAUGGCUUGACACAUUUGGCCAAUUACCUAAACAGCGGUCGUCUCCUAAACGAAGAUCAGCUUCGUCGCCUCACAGAACUAUUGAACAAGAUGUUCGUCGACGCGCAUACGAAAGUGUUCUCAUUAUUAUUGGACGCAGUUUGUGAGUUGCUGCUCGUGCACUGGCAACACUUGAAGGACUGGCUCUAUCAGCUUAUGUUCAGGCUACUAAUGAAACUCGGCACGGACAUACUCGGUUCAGUGCAAAGCAAAAUUAUGAAGACCUUAGACGUUAUACACGAAUGUUUCCCCGCUGAGUUGCAACUGCAUAAUAUAUUCAGGUUUCUAGCAGACGGUGCUACAGCGCCCACGGCUAAAACAAAAGCGGCUGCGCUAAGAUUCUUAGCCGAUUUGGCGCACGACUAUUGUACGCCCAAUAGUUUAGCGGUCGCUUUACAAGGUGGCAGCACAGGAGUAGCGGGUCGUGCGCUAACCAAAGUAGCGUAUCUCGCGAGCGAGCCGCGCGCGGGCGACGUGCGGCAGGCGGCCCGCCGCGCGCUGGCCCACCUGUACGACUGCAACCCGCCGCCUUUCACGGCGCUUAUGAGCGAGUUGCCGGAAGACACGCAGAAGCUUGUCAACGGAGUGUUACAGCAGCACGUCCGGAGAACGUCGAGCACCGGCAGCGAUAGCCCACUCCGUACGAACAGCACUGCGUCCAACUCGGCGACAGCUGAAGAUGUCUAUUCGAGAAUAAGAAAAACAACAUCCGAGAUACACACGUACACCGCGCAGCAUGCUAAUGCAGAAUGUGGCAACCACAUGUCGAGCAAGGAUUCCGGGAUAAGUCAGAUGUCUGACGUCACACUGUCAGCGCGCGGACCGAACGCUGUUCCUAAUGGACAUUAUAAUAGUGAAACGAUAGGCCGUGCGGCGUCAGCGGAUAGUUCAGAGGAAGCGAAUAGUACCAAAGAGUCUUCGCCCGUACCGCAUAGAGAUUGCGCUCAUGGCCACGGUGAUUUCGGCGCAAGUCAUUUGGGACGGGAUAAAGUGAAACCUUACGAAAUGGAUGAGAAUGGACUUAUUAUUACCAAAUCCGGUUUACGCGAAACGGAAGUGCUCGAAGCUCUCAGCCAAUUGGACGUCGAGAAAGCAUCGCCGGAAACGUGCGAACGUCUGCUGUUGGCCGCGCACGAGCUGCUCAAGUACGGCACUUGUAAGAAGCCCUGCGAGUACUUCAAAAACAUAGUACGAGUCGCGUUAGCGGCGUUAUCAGUUGAAGAGAACUCGGCUGAUAAGGAAAAUACGGAAAACGCGUCGAACGCACAGUCCUCAGGCUGGGGCACAGCACACGAGCGGGCGGCCGCUGAAGCUGUUAAAGUGUUAAUCUGGCUGUGCAGACGUCCGGAAACGAGGCCACAGUGGCUGGACUACUUUGAUCUAAUAUUAUUGAAGCUGAUAAACGCGUAUGGAGCGAGUAGCAAGGAGGUGAUGAGGGCUGUGGAUGCUGGCAUGCCGCAUAUUGCUCAUGCAUUGCCGGCACAACAGGUGCUAGCGCUCCUAAAACCAGUUAUACGAACUCGAGGCUAUCCAACAUCUCUAUGCGCUUUGAAACUCGCCGGUGAAGUGGCCAAAGCUAGAGGCCCGGAAUUAGCCGACGAUACUGUAGCACAGCUCAUGGAGGGGGUCGGGCAGCUCGCAGACCACCAAAACUCGGCAGUACGGAAAGCGGCAGUUUUCUGUAUGGUAGCCUUCACCUUUGCGCUCGGUGAAGAGAGAAUGCAACCGCACCUGCGGCACUUGUCCGUCAGCAAGUAUAGGCUUUUGCAGGUAUACAUAAGCAAGCAGCGGGAGGAAGCAAACAAGGGCGGCGGUUCGUAGCGAAGACAACGCUUCGCUUCGCGCGCCACGCAGACAGACUGACGGCGAAUAUAUAUACAUACAUACAUAAUAACUGUGUAUAUACAUACAUACAUGUGUAUGUGAUACUAUGCCGUUAAUACGAAAAAAUUAAAUAGAUUCCAUGGCCGAAAAUGUGGGGGAAUUUGAGGGUAGUUGCAUAAAAGUGGGGUCUAUACGUUAGGCGAGAGAUGUUGAAUGUUGUGUCGUUUCUCUGCAAGUAAUACUUUAAUAAGUUUUAUCCAUUUUAGAAAAUUGAGGGUAGAUGGAAAAAAAUUCUCACCACAUUACUAAGUUUUAUCAAUGAAAUUAGAAAAUUAAGGGUAGUUCGUGAAUAUUGCGAUUUAUCUACCCUGUUGUUGCACUAAAUCCUAAAAACAUGAAUUUUAUUCAU
Colias croceus (clouded yellow) is the source of this 5277-nucleotide messenger RNA. It is a transcript of the gene chb, whose product is annotated as CLIP-associating protein. NCBI's taxonomy places the organism in Eukaryota, Metazoa, Arthropoda, Insecta, Lepidoptera, Pieridae. Gene Ontology annotation, biological process: mitotic spindle assembly. Gene Ontology annotation, cellular component: microtubule organizing center; spindle microtubule; mitotic spindle. The coding region runs from base 438 to 4865 and encodes 1475 amino acids. The transcript is spliced from 39 exons. Gene Ontology annotation, molecular function: microtubule binding. The record is from RefSeq and is a predicted model, not a curated record.